UAUCAGGCUCUCUCACUCUCGCGCCAAUUAAGCGAGCGAGGUGAGCGAUACGCGCCGGCUCGUAGAGGACGUUAGCCCGCGACCGACCGCCGCAGCGCACGCAUACCUCGCCGCCGCUCCGCAAUAGUUCCAUACCCGCAGCAGGUGUCGGUGCCGUGAUGUGCAAACCGUGAAACAGUUCUCAUAUGUGCUCGACUUUUUAACUUCCUUCCUGUUCGGAUACUUGGAUUACUUUGAGUUUCGCCAUGGGUGAAUCACUGUUAAAAGAGGACCCUCUUUCACGGAUCCAAAGAGAGAUCAUCGAAGUGACAGAGAGAGAACGCGAGUUCAAAGAAGGUCACUUCCGCAUGAACCGGCUCCUCUCCGAGUCGACAAUAGAGGUAAACAAACAGAACGGCCACGUAAACGGCGACGAUGACUCCAAGCAGAGGACACUCAACAGAGCGGUGUCCACAUCACACUUACUGGGUCCUAUAACCCCGUCACCGCCCGCCGCCACGACCGUACUCACAACCAAUGGUUACACACGUCGAUUCGCACCGCAGACCGGCACGAAGGGCAUCAUGCAGCGUUUUAUCGCCAAUAAGGGCAAACUGCCGGUGACCUCUCCGGUAGGGGCCGGGCCCGUCGGGCCGGUGGCCUCGACACCGGUGGUCGCCCUCCCCCAACCCCUAUUGUUUCCCACCUCGCCCGUCGUCGCUCCGGUAGUGAACCCGCCCGCCAUCACACGCACCCCCGAAGGGAAACCGAUUCGCAAGGGAUACGUGCCCGUAGAGGAGAAAAUACAAAAAGAGUUGAGAGAAAUGAAGGAUAGGGAACACGAACUCAAAAAAAUGAGAAAAAAGCAGAAACCCUUCGAUAUUGAUCUGAGCGACAGCGAAGUCACCUCGGAAUCGGAGGACGAAGAGAUCCCCAUGCCAGGAAAACUGAAGGCGACGAAAUCGAUAGGGGAGCUUUACGAAGCUUUGAACGAGGAGCUGCGGUCUCCUUCCCCUCGGAACAGCUCCGGACACGAUUCCAUCGGCAGCCUGAAGCCGGCCAAGUCGCUGGCCGAGCUGUGCGAGUUGGCUCCCGGGCAAGAAUUUCUCGCCCCGAGCUCCACGAGGCUCAUCGCGCAGUGGGAAUCCAUCAUACAACAGAAACAGGAAGCGGGUGCCGCUUAAUUUCCUGCGCGUAGUUAAACGAACGUUCGUCGGUUGAAAUGUGUGUGUUUGUGGGCGGUUACGCCAAAACUUAUUAAGUAUUACGUAAGUAAAUAUCAUCGCGGGUUUAUCUGAACGGAAGGUUUGAGUCGAUGAAUUCGAUAAAGUGAGUAAUAUGACUGUGGUAUUUGAGAACUGUUACGAAGUAUUUUAAGUGUUUUAAUUCCGGAUGAAGCAUGCACGACCAUAUUUCGCAUGACUGCGACAUUCCAAUAUUCUGUCCAUACAAAUAGCGAAUGGUAUUUGGCCAAUCGAUCACUAGAGCGACUGAUCGACUGCAAAGCAAUUAAUUUUCUCCAGAUUGUGAACAAUGCAAAUGAUGGUUAUCCGUAACGGCAAUUAUCUCGCGCAUGCACUGUUGGAAAGCGGGCGACACUCGCGAACUCGCCUCCCCAGUGUGAAUGCGACGGUUUCUUCCUUUUGUUCGGGCGGCGGCGGCUGAAGAACUGAUGGUUUUUGCGGCACUUUCCCGCGACGAUACGGCACCCGGCCUAUGUGACGAGCGCCAUUAAAUUUUAUUCUCAGAACAAUGAGAAAACGUGUAGUGUAGGUAUCGAUGUGAGUACAAAGAGUUGUGUGGCUUCAGUCGACCCCAGCUGUCGGUCGUCAGUUUCCGUGGCCCCCCUAAUUUGUUGGUGCGAGUCGUUGCGGCCAUAUGGCCACUUUCGUUGCAUUGCGCAUUAACGUCAUAAUAACAAAGAAGUGGAAGUGCCGGUGAAGCGCCUUACAACUUUAAUGAAUUAAUUAGGUACACAAUUACGUUGUUUCGCUCGGCGAGGUUGCGUUGCGAUCACAAUUUCUUCCCGUAAUCAUUAUUUACAUAAUUUUACAUAAAUUAUUUUUUGAUAGAAGAAAAAUACUAAAUGGCGAUAUAAAUCGAAGCUGGACUUCGAUGGUAGAAUGUAUUUACUUUAUUUAUGUAUUUUCUUCAUUCAUUAUGUAAGAAGUUGUCACCGCGGGGGAAUUUUUAAAAUGUUAUACAAUAUUUAACUGUCAAAAGUUAAAUGAGAACUGUCCCUUUAAUUAAUGUAGAAGUGUCAAAAUAACAGUGCCUUACAAUAGUUAUAACACGUGUUGUGUUACUGUGCUGUUUGGUAAUCAUUAAGUAUAAUUAUUCGGAAUUAUAACAAAUCUAUUUAAAUGUUUCUGUGGCGAUAGACGACCGCCAUUUUAUAUAUUUGUAUAGAAUAAAUAAUUAUUUAUUAGAAUGAUAAAUAUUUCUCUAGCAUAAUAAUAAAUUAGUCAAAUUAAUUUAAAUUUUAAUAGAAUUAGAACAACAGCAUAUAAUUAUUGAGAUUGAUAGUGUUAAUUGUUGCAAUAUUUUUUACUAGAAUAAUAUUAUAUUUGUUUCUGUGUAUAAAGUGCCAGGUGGGUAUAUAAAUAACUUACGCUGAGGCCUCGUGAUGUACUGAUACAAUUCCUACUACUAUAAAUAAAUAUUACUAUUUCUAUUCUAUACAUUAUGUUGGAACAGUAUUGUGAUAUGAAAUUGCCUUAAUAUUGUUAGACGUGAAAUUUUUUGUGAAUCAUAUUUAUUCAGAUUUUUUAAUUGUUGUGUGGCGGCCACCGAGGCGUUGGCGACGCACGCAUGUGAGCUGUUAUUUAAGAUUUUCCCAAUAAAUACUUUGUGAAAUGA
Messenger RNA from Diatraea saccharalis (sugarcane borer), 2838 nucleotides. The record is from the annotation of a GenBank genome assembly. Lineage: Eukaryota; Metazoa; Arthropoda; Insecta; Lepidoptera; Crambidae.